AUGGCCUCAAUUCUUCUGGAGGUGCCAUGGAUGAAGGAAAACUGCCGCUUGGUCUUGGCUUCAAGCAGCCCGCGGCGGCAAGAGAUCCUAGGACUCUUAGGAUUGCCGUUCGAUGUCAUCAAGCCAAAGUUUGCUGAGGACCUGGAUAAGUCGAAAUACACGCCGCGGGAGUACGUCAUGGCAAACGCACGCAUCAAAUGCGCGGAGGUGGUCAUGAAGCUCGCCCACCCCAGGCACCCCCUUUCCGAUGAGAUGGAAAGGAAGGUUGGAAUCGUCAUUGCUGCUAAGUUCCAUGCUGUAGCCAUUUGGCUCAGCCCGAAAGUCAUCGGAGCCGCACAGAGAGCCAUGCGUCCUUUCCUUGCUGCAUUCUUUGCUGCGCUGGUGGAUGCCAACAUCUUGACCUACGACACACUCCCGGUGAAUGCAGCGGGUACGUGGUUUGGGUCCGGGCCUAUGGUGGCCAAGUACGCCUGCUCCGACCCGAGCACCGAUGCCGGGUUGGAGGAGUGCCUCUCGGUUCUGCUCGCACCUAACGGCUACACCUCGGACUACCUGAAGCUGGUCUACGAGGCACCUGCCAUAACUGACCCGAGCAUCGCCAACGGAACCAAAUACGACCUGGUGCGCGUCAACGGCUCCACCGUCAAAGUCAAAGUCGGACAGUCAACUCCCAUGAUGGGCGGCAUGGAGGAUGGUGGGGACGGGUCCGAAUACAACGGCUUCCUGGUUGCCACGGACUUUGCGAGGCCAUGGGAACCGACUAGAAGUGCACUCCAGAUGAUGCUGGCACAGCUGAUCAUCAGCAACGGCUUCUUAGCAAGGUCUAUGCCGCUGUUCACCUACACCAACGACGGUGUGAUUGAUGACGACGGAUGCCUGGGGAUGGUGAACAACACCCCUGGCUUUGAUGCCACGACGCUUGCAGAGAAGUGCCCAGAUGUGAAGAAUCUCACCAGCGGGAUGUACAAGUACACAUUCAUUGCUUACCAGGAGUCGAGUUUCGAUUGCCCGAACUGCACUCUCACUUUCCGGAACAGGGUCGAGGUUGGCAUCUUCUCCACGAUCACCAUAAACUCGAACAAGACUCUCGACACCAUCGGUUCAACAGCAGUCUCGAAGAUCCGCUUCGAGGAUAGCUCGAACUCCAGCAUGUACCUCGAAAUCGAGCUGCCUUCUGUGGUGACGACCGGUCGCAAGGAUUCCCAGAUGUCAGAUGCAAACGGUGCCACUGUGACGGUGACGAAGAUCAGCGACACAUCCUUCUACUUGGAUUUUGAGAUGGCAGCUCCGGGAUCCGACAAUAUCGCCUUCUACGACCCUGCAGUCACGGGGCAGGGCCCCCCACCUCCUGACACAAGCAUCGGAUCUGGGUUCGCCUCCAGUCCCUGCCUGUGGGUCCUUUUGUCCUCCAUUCUGUGGAAGGAGGUACGCAUGUCCAAAAUCUUUGCGAAGCCAGGUUCUGACACUGUUGUCGUCCUGGGUGAGACCAUACUGGAGAAGCCCCAGGAAAACCACGCAAUUGCGCAGGACGAGGAGCAUGCCCUCCAGAUGCUGCAGUCGCUGAGGGGCCGUGAACACCAGGUGAUGACUGGUGUGGCCAUAUCUGUGGCUGGGUCAGAAGAUCCGGUCGCUAUUUGUGAAGUGUCUACCGUCUGCUUCGCCGACAGCUCAGACGAGGAGCUGAAGGCCUACAUCGCCACCGGGGAGCCCUUUGACAAAGCCGGUGUAGGGUACGGUGCUGAAUUUGACGAGCCGCCUAUUCUCGGGAACAAGUCUAGGACAGCUGAUGCUGAUGAUGCUGGCCGCGUGGGGCCUUUGCAACCACCCCAGCAAAGGCAGCUGAUGCUGAUGAUGCUGGCCGCGUGGGGCUGGAGAAGCCCCGGCGGACCAGCUGGGUCUUUGCAACCAGAACUUGUGUCCCCGGCAAGGGCAGCUGAUGCAGAUGAUGCUGGCCACGUGGGGCUAGACGCCCUGUUGCUUAUGAUGCUGGUGGCUUUUGCAACCACAACUUGUGCCCCCGGCAAGGGAUCAGCUGAUGAUGCUGGCCGCGUGGGGAUGGAGAAACCCCACCAGCUGGGUCUUUGCAACGACAACUUGUGUCCCCGGCAAGGGCAGCUGAUACUGAUGAUGCUGGCCGCGUGGCAGCUGAUGCAGAUGAUGUUGGCCACAUGGGGCGAGAGCCCUGUUGCCUAUGAUGCUGGUGGCUUUUGCAACCCCCACUUGGGUCCCCGGCAAAAGCGGCUGAUGCUGAUGAUGCUGGCCGCGUGGGGCUGGAGAAUCCCUGGCGGGGCAGCUUUGUCUUUGCAACCACAACUUGUGCCCCGCCCGGCAAGGGCGGCUCAUGCUGAUGAUGCUGGCCGCGCGGGUUGGAACGGCCUUGGCAGGGCAGCUGGGCCUUUGCAACCACAACUUGCGUCCCUGGCGGGGCAGCUGAUGCUGAUGAUGCUGGCCGCGUGGGGCUGGAGAAGCCCUGGCGGAGCAGCUGGGUCUUUGCAACCACAACUUGUGUCCCCGGCAAGGGCAGCUGAUGCAGAUGAUGCUGGCCAUGUGGGGCUAGAAACCCUGUUGCCUACGACCCUGGCGGGGCAGGUGGGUCUUUGCAACCACAUCUUGCGCCCCGCCCGGCAAAGGCAGCUGAUGUUGAUGAUGCUGGCCGCGCGGGGUUGGAGCCUUCGCAACCACAACUUGUUUCCCCGGCAAGGGCAGCUGAUGCUGAUGAUGCUGGCUGCGUGGGGCUGGGGAAACCUGGUAGCUGGGUCUUGCAACCACAACCGGUGUCCCCGGCAAGGGCAGCCGAUGCUGAUGAUGCUUGUCGCGUGGGGCUGGAGAAACCCUGGCCUGGCGGGGCAGCUGGGUCUUUGCAACCACAUCUCGUGCCCCGCCGGGCAAGGGCAGCUGAUGCUGAUGAUGCUGGCCGCGCGGAUUGGAGACGCCUUGGCAGGGCAGCUGGGUUUUUGCGACCACAACUUGUGUCCCCGGCAAGGGCAGCUGAUGCAGAUGUGGCAGCUGUUGCUUAUGAUGCUGGCGGGCCCUUGCAACCACAACUUCUUUCCCCAGAAAGGGCAGCUGAUGCUGGUGAUGCUGGGGCUGAAGAGGCGACAGCUGUUGCUUAUGGUGCUGGUGCAACCACAACUUGUGUCCCCGGCAAAGGCAGCUGAUGCUGGCCGCAUGGGGCUGGAGCGGGUGGCAGCUGUUGCUUAUGUGGGUAGCCGGCUCUUCGUUGCUGCGGUUGUCGUUUUGUGCGCGAUCGUCUAUGCGAGCAAUGUCCAUUCCGUCCGCUCGGCCUCUCUGUCUGACUUGGAGUGGGGAAGGCGUGCAAAGGGCGCGGCCAUGUAUGUGAAGAGUAUGGAAGAGACGGCGCUGACCAUGGUUAGCCAUUACAGUGAAGUGCCGGGAAUGAAUGAGGUUGACAUGCACGAUUUCCUGAGGGUCUUCACGACCAGCGUGCUCCAGCCCGAGCUCAACUCCCAAGGCUAUGCUCGCAUAGUGCGGGCCACGGACUCAGCAGUGGUCAUCGGGGACUUACAUGGACAGCUCUUCAACUUGAUCGCCUUCCUCCAUGUUAUCAAGGAACAGGUGACCGCAAAGGCGGACCACAAGGUGCUUCCCGAAUCCAAGCUCCUGAUCUGCGACCCGAAGUUUCAAUAUGUCUUCAUGGGAGACUACGUGGAUCGAGGUGAACGAAGUGUGGAGGUCGCCACGCUCCUCUUCUCCUACAAGGCCCUCUGCCCCGAUGGCGUAAUCCUUCUUCAAGGCAACCACGAGAGUCAGAGUGCGAAUUCCAGGUACGGUUUCGACCGGGAGGUUGUGCACAAGCUAAAAUCUGAGAGCUUGUACAAUGACUUCAACCAGGCCUUCGCGAAGCUACCCUUCGUGGCCGUGGCCAAAGAGCUCUUCAUGGCAACUCACGGGGGGUUCUCCCAAUCUUUUGUUAGGCAGUGCUCCGAAACACAAGCUGACUUCCAGCAGUGCUUAUCUUACAACAUUGGGUCGGAGAUGGUUUGGUCAGAUCCACACGCAGGAACAGGAUGGGCUAAUUCCCAGCGGGGUGGGAACAUCAAGAAGCACGGGAAGGAUAUCACUAAAAACUUCCUCCAAGGGAACGGACUGAGGAGGUUGCUGCGAGGACAUGAACAAGUGGACAAGGGGAUUGAGACCCUGAAGCUUGGCGACGACUUUGUGGUGAACACCAUCUUCUCUUCAGCCGACUAUGUGGGGAUCUUUUGUAUCAACGAGAGAGACAACCAGCCUCUGCGACUUCCGAGUUGGGAUCCAAAGAUGUUCACUGGGGGUGGGGACAGGAACAAAGGAGGAAUCAUGUUCGUCGACCUGAAGCAACAGUCCUUCCAGCCCCAUACUCUUACAGCGCAGCAGGCUCGGCAGAAAGCAAGGGACUUUACGGGAGCAGGUUGUACCGAGCCCAUCUCAUCCCAUGCUCUCCCGGCCACCGAAGUCAUCGAAGAGCCCGUUGAGGAGGGCUUCAUAGACAGGUUCAAGACCUUCUUCCGCAUGGGGUCUCUGCUUCAGGAGAACGGCCAUGACCCUCAGACAGCGGAGCAAGUCGAGCUUCCCAUCAAAUGUCAAGGCCGCGAUCAUCUGAGCCCAGAAGAGGCAGAAGACCACGAGAACUACGUUCGCUCGACCUUGGCGGAAGCCAGCGACAUGAACUUCGAAGUUCGGAAGAUCAUCGACCUGGCUGGGGAAGCGGCAGUUUGCGAGAAUUUAACCGAGGCGACUAAGGACAACUGCAAGGCCAUGGCCAGGGACAUGAUCACGCUGAAGGUUUUCAUGGAGUUGAAGGGGAGCAAGAAGGUCCUAGAGGGCCUCGAGAACAACAUCAUCGCUCGCGAGGAGGAGGUCGAGGCAGUCGUGGACAUGGGCAUCUGA
Messenger RNA from Symbiodinium sp. CCMP2456, 4887 nucleotides. Lineage: Eukaryota; Dinophyceae; Suessiales; Symbiodiniaceae. The record is from the annotation of a GenBank genome assembly.